ACCGUAUGUAGAGAUAUCCCUAUCCCAAACAAAAUUAGCGGCGGCCUAAAAGAGCCAAAAAAAAUCAUAGUGCUCCACAAAGAUUAAAAUUUACAGCCAAGAUCUCUUCCUUGUGAAUACCAUCUUCCAUUGAAGUAUCACACUACUAUGGAUAAGACUACUUCCUAUAAGUCAUCAUCGACAUCAUCCAGAAGAUAUAAACAUCCUAAUAGCGGUGUCCCAAGUUCCAAUCGAGCCGAUGAGAUACUGACAAAUGAUGCCCCAUCUUCCUCAGAUUCAAUCACUAAUUCAGAAGUUUUAAAUGAUUAUUUCAUAACUAGUGCCAAGAGUCAGAACAAGUCCAUUAAUGCAUCUAAGUACUCCAGGGGCAGUUACUCUAAUAAGGUUUCCGAUAACUCUUUCAGAAAUAAGAACAAUUACAACUAUAACAAUAAUCAUAGUAGUUAUAAUAAUGGUAAUGGUAAUCGAGAUAAGAGUAACACCACAAUUGAAUCAAAACAUAAUCAACCAGAUAAUAAUCCCAGAAGCAAAGAAGAAGAAUUAAAAGCUAUUCAACGAGCUAAGAGAUUUUCCAAUCAAAGUGCCCCGGUCAAUGCUAAUUCAUAUGGUUUUGUGAGUAGAGGGGAAGAUAAUCGAUUACAAAAGUCUCAUCGUGAUAGACAAAAAUUCUUUAAUAUGAUUCUAUUAACAUUUAUCGAAUAUUGUAAUUUAAAUUCAACUCAUUCAUUAAGUAAGAAUUUUAGUAAGUUGGUUAAUAAGAAUGAUGUGCUUGAGGAUGAUGCUGAUGAAGAAAAAGAUCAUAAAAAGAAGAAUGAGAUCAGUUUAGAUUCCAUAUUAAGUUCAUUAAGAAAGUUAAGAGAAGCAUUAUUAUAUAUUGAUCAUUCUAAGAAUGGUGGUUCCACUAGUAUAAAGACCAAAGAAAUUGAACAAUUUACAGCAAAAGUUUAUUUAUUUUCAAUCCGAUUAAGUGCUAAUAUUGGUCAUUAUCAAACUUAUAUUCCAAGUAUUAAUCAUUUAAUUCUUCAUAAAUCACUUUUAAAUGAUGAUGAAUUUGAAGAAAUCAGUAUAUUAUUAAUCCUUCAUCUAUUACAUUUCAAUAAUCUUCAAUCAAAAGCGAUUAAGAUUUAUUAUGAUAAUGAACUUCAUAAACGGAAAACCAGUGGUACAAUAAAACUUUGGCAAGUAUUACAAAGUUGGAUUCAUCAAGAUUAUGUUCAAUGGUUGAAAUUAUUUAAUUCGGAAAAGGAUACUUGUAAACUAACCAUUAUGAAAUUUGGAUAUGAUAAGAUCAUGAAACAUAUGAUCAAUGUGAUAAAUCAAUCUUAUUUUACUAUAUUAGAACGAGAUUUAUACAAUGAUUUAUUACAGCAAGAAUUUCUCAAAACCAAGUGUGAUAUUAAUGAUAUUAUUGUGAAGUAUAAGUUGAACUGGAAGGUUGAAGAGGGUAAGGAUUCUAAUAGAUUGGUUAUAAUAAAAGAAAGACGGACAGUUAAAAGUUCUUAAGAGUAUAUAUAUAUAUAUCUACAUAGUAAUGGAUAAUCGGAAAACCAAAUAGUUAAUAGACAUAUGAACGAACUGUGUUAUUUGGAAACCCCAUACUAAAAAUAUUGUAAAUCCAA
This is a messenger RNA of Scheffersomyces coipomensis, 1619 nucleotides long. RefSeq lists its product as uncharacterized. The transcript has a single exon. The record is from RefSeq and is a predicted model, not a curated record. The coding region runs from base 148 to 1503 and encodes 451 amino acids. NCBI's taxonomy places the organism in Eukaryota, Fungi, Ascomycota, Pichiomycetes, Serinales, Debaryomycetaceae.